GAAACACUCCUCGCGCACAGAGGAGAGGACAGAGAGAAGAGGUGAGGAAGUGGAGGAGAGGGGAAGAGAGAGAGAAAUACGGGAGAAAUGGAUUUUAUUCCCGCCGAUCUGCAGGAGCAUUUGUGAGACAAGAUGGGCUGCAUCGGAUCCCGAACCAUCACAGCGGAUGCAGUGCCGGUACGGAAAGAUGGGGAUCAGCAUGGCCGUGCCGAGUUUUCCUGGGAAGGAAUCAAUUUGUCCAUGGAGGAUACAACUUCCAUUCUGCCUCGUUUGAAGAGGAAGUCGACCAACGCGUACGGGAUUGGUGCCCUGGCUAAGUCGUCUCUGUCAGGUGUGUCAGGUGUGACACGCUCCAUGAAGGACAAAGUGACCAAGCCCACCGCCAUGGCACAGGGACGCGUCGCUCACAUGAUUGAGUGGCAGAGCUGGGGCAAACCAUCUGCCGGGCCACUGGGGGCCGCCGGCCUCACCAACCUGCAACGGGAAAAGGAACGGAGGAUGGAGAAUGAUGCCUACAGCGACCUAAGUGAUGGCGAGAAGGAGGCACGAUUUGCUGCAGGUAUUUUGCAACAGUUUGCAAUCUCAGAAGCAACUCUAUUCGGCUGGAACUCCAUGGAUGGGGAGAGUAUGGGGGCCGGCUCGAACCAAGGCAGCGUUGCUCAUCUAAGCGAGGUCAACCAGGAGAGUAUCACCAGCAGAGACCAGGUCCUUCAUCAGUCCUCCGCAGAUGUCUGGCCUCACACCUAUGUCUCCCAGGGCCUGUACUGCCUGUCGUCCUCUGACGCCUGGGACCCAAUCACCAGCCAGCCCUCAGGUGUGGCCUCGCCUGCCGCAGGCUCCUACAUCAUGGCUACAGGUGGCAGCAGUGGAGCAGGAGUUACGCCUGGAGAGAUGUAUGAUGGGACGUUAGGAAGUUACCUUCAGCAGCAUCAGGCUCAGUUCACGCUGCAGCAACACAGUCAACUCCAGCAGCUCCAACAGCUCCAUCACUACCAACAACUGCUGCAGUACCAACAACAACAGUCUCUGGACCAUCGCAUUCAUAGCACCUCCCAAUCCCAACAAGCCACGCCCAACAGCACCAUCCAUAGCCUGGGACCUCCCACGCACCCUCGUUUAGCUGACCUUUGGGGGGCAGCACAGGUCGAGGCUCACCAGGUGGAGAUUGCCGGGCAGCUGAGCGCACAGAUGGCUGACAUGGUUGGAGGCGUGGUGGAGACGGUCGGCGAAGAGCCAGAACCCGAGAGCGAGGACAUCCUGGAACAGCAGGAAGAGGAAGAUGAGGACCUGACGAAGGUCGAAGAGGUUACGUUAACCGUGGAGCCGGAGCCUUGUUCUUUGACCCCAUCCCCGCUGAGGGAGGAGGGACCCCUGACCAGAGGCUCGAGCCCAGGACUGCCAGCACAGACUGUAGAAUCCAUCAUGGAGAGGAUACCAUUCGAUGUCACACCAUGUGUCGUCCAAUCACUGGAGGAGAAGGACGAAGAGGUGGAGGAGGGCUCCAUUGUUGUCGUGGUGACCAAUUGAGGAAAAAAAAUGUCAAAAACUUGAAUCAAAUACUACAAUAAUCAGUUAAGCUAUUCUAUUUCUCCCAUCAACCUCCAAACUAUUUACCCACUUUGUUGGAGAGGAGAUCCGAGGACACAAAUUAGAUGCCAAGAAUGAAGAUAACUGAUGAAAACAUGGAAUAUUAUGUCCUUAAGUGCAAGAACAAAAUGUUUGGACAAGUUGGACCACAGAAUGGCGGCCAAGGCAACAACAAAAAGGCCUAAAAAAAAAAAAUAUAUAUAUAUAUAUAUAUAUAUAUAUAUGAAAAAAAAGACUUCAGUGCAAUACAGUCAACAUGCAGAAAACCAGAUGUGGGUGAAACAGUAAUUGAAAAUAAUCCUGAGUGUUUGGUUCAUAGGACUUUGAGCACCAGAAGAGGGCUCGGGUUUGCUGUGCGACUGCUUUAAUAUUUCAACCAUUUUUAGCCAUUUUCAAAAAUACAGAACUGGAACAGUGAAGUGUAAGAGUCCUGCUGGGUUCAGUUCAUUCUGCUGCUCCAUUGAAAUGAACUUUCACUAGUUUGAUAAAAAAAAACAAUGUUUUACUAUGAAAUAUU
Messenger RNA from Thalassophryne amazonica, 2104 nucleotides. RefSeq lists its product as uncharacterized. The record is from RefSeq and is a predicted model, not a curated record. The transcript is spliced from 11 exons. Bases 133 to 1527 code for a protein of 464 amino acids. Lineage: Eukaryota; Metazoa; Chordata; Actinopteri; Batrachoidiformes; Batrachoididae.